GGGUAGGGGGAGGCUGAGAUCAUGGAGGGGAUGAACACAGUUGGGGAGUAGAGAAGGAGGAAGAAUAAAGAUGGAGAGACAGAGAUAAUGGGGGGAGGUGAAAAGCCUUAUGCCUUUGGAGUUGGAAAGAGGAGUCCAGUGGGGAUGGAAGACUGAGUUGGAAAUAGGGUUGCCAGGUUCCCCCCUAACCACCAAUAGGGGAUGGGAGGUAGGAUUGCCAAAUCCAGGUUGGAGAUUUGGAGCCUGGGGAGGCCAGGGACCUCAGUGGGUUCCAGUACCAUAGAGUCCACCCUCCAGAGCAUCCAUUUUCUCCAGGGGAUCUGAAUCUCUGUACUCUAGAGAGGAGCUGUAAUUUCAGGGAAUCCCCAGGUCUCACCUGGAGGCUGGGAUCCUCGGUUGAAGUUGGGGGUUCUUCGAGUUUGGUAUUAGGCAGAAAUCUGUGGCUUUGGUUAAAGCAGGGGUGUGCAACCUGCGGCUCUCCAGAUAUUCAUGGACUACAAUUGGCCAUGCUGGCAGGGGCUGAUGGGAUUCAUAGUCCAUGAACAUCUGGAGAGCUGCAGGUUGCAGACCCCUGGGCUAAAGCAAGCAGAAUUGUGUCUGGCCAAGGGAGCUUUGGCUGUUGGAGGCUUAUGCCCAGAAACUCUUGUUAGGUGCUAUUGGUCUAGAGCGGGGGUUCCCUACCCCUGGUCUAGAGUCUCUUUUACUGCUGGCUAGCAGGGCUACGCUCUGAAAGGUUGCUAAGGAAGUGAUUCUUUCCCUUUUUUCCCCCCUAGUGGUUUGUGACUUUACAACCCUCCCUUCCCAGCUCCUGUUCAGCCAUCAGUGAGUGGAUUCUUUCCUCUGCUACAGCAAGAUCCCCCCCUUCCCCCCAUCACCCACACACAGCUGGGCUUCUGUCCCCUCCCCCCCACCCUGCAAAUUGUUAAUGGCUUUGAAGGCUGAAGUUCCCCUACUGGAUUACAUUGAGGUAUCUCUGAAGUGCAAAAGAGAGGAAGAGAAAAUGGUUGCCAAGCCUCUUGUGCCAGUUCCUGACCCGGUUAUCCAAGGUGGAGCCAACAAAGGCGCUGUGGGCAGAGUGGAGCAGGCAGUCCCCAACUUGAUGGCCGGGGAAGGUCAAGCAAAGCCCGGCAGUUCCUGGAGGGAGGAGUACCUGAUAGCCAAGAGUUCGACAAACGGCCGGCUGGUGUGCAUGGUGUGCGGCGGAAUCCUGAGCGCCUCCGGUCCAGCAGCGGCACGGGAGCAUAUCCUGCAGCAUCAUGCCCACUCCAUGGACUUCAGCCCGGAGGAGAAGCAAAACAUCUUGGAGGCCUGGAGCGAAGGACAGACGCUGACCGAUGGAGAAAUGCAGACUUACCUUGAAGACAACCCAGGCAAGCGUGAGCAGCCAGCGGAGAUCGAUGUGCUGCUCGAUCCGGAGGAGCAGCCGGCCAAUCGGAAGCCCGGGCAGCCGAAAGCACGCUGUGAGACGGUACGCUCCGAUCCCGGGCAGCGAUCGCAAGGUCAGCGAAGGGUGCGCAGCUCAGACGGUGCCAAAGACGUCAGGAGUGACCAGCCUGGCCAAGUCACAGGGAAAGAGUGGCCGUCGGAAUGCGGUGUCCCGGGGUCAGCACCUGCUGAAAUAAGGAUCUUCACUGAUGGCAGCUUCCCCGCUGGCUUUGCCUUAAAGCUGUAUUGCCGGACUCCGCCAGAAGUGCCCCAGGACACAGGAGCAAAGGCAACUGCCAAGAAGAGAAUGGGGGAUAAACCUUAUCGCGAUUGCUCUGUCUCUUUGCUACGGCUUCACUCCACUGACUCUCCCCACUGCCUAGGCCUGGCCAAGUCCAAUGCCCCCCGCCCCUUCGGCAACUCUUUGGCUCGUGGCAAUGUCAAAGACUGUGGAGUCAAACUAGGCCAGCGGAAAGCCAUGGAGGUCAAGGCAAGAGACUCCUUGCCCCCAAAUCCUCAAGAAAGCUCUUUGGACUCCUGCUCGGCGCAGCCCAAGCUUCUCAUGGACUUUGAUGCCAUCACAGUACGGCUUGGUGUGUAUGGUCUGGGCGAGAAUGCCUCCUGCUCUCAAGUGUGCUCUGGAAAACACACCGGCCAAGCAGCACAUCCUUCAGUGCCAUGCUGAGACACUCCAUUUGCCCCGUGAGGUCCGCCGCACCAUCCAGGAAGUCUGGGAGUCCCGGGGACAGUCUCCCACUCCACCCCUGCAAAAAUAAAGUGCUGACCAGGCUGUUCCCUACCCUGCUGGUCUCUGAUGUGUCUGGGAAAUGAAUUGGCUAUCUCAGAUACUACAGUCUUUAACAGCUGGAGAAGGUGAUGACAGCCACUGUUGAACUGGGCCCAUAACCCUUGUGGGUGUAUAUGCAGCUGUUGGGUUACCUGUAUGUAGCUUUCCAAGUUCUCUGUCUCUCUCUCUCUUUCUCUCUGUAUCUGGCUCUUUUAAUCACCGCAGAAUUGUGAGAUGAGGCAACAGUAGUGACUUCCCCAAUCCCUAUUUUCCCACCCACUGGUUUUCACCUUCCCCUCUUCCCACCCCCCACCCCCGAUCCUUUUUAAGUCCUGGGCAAGUCCUGCAGACUGGAGAGGCCAGAGCUGUCUUGUCACCCACUCGGAGGGCAAUUUCAAUUUUUUGAUGAAUUCUUCAAAGACUGUGCUUGUGCCCCUUCUCGGCCCAUCUUGAAAAAAACCUUCCAAGGUGCUUCUGCGUUCUCGGUGGGAGGAAAUCGAGAAGUGGACGAGGGUCUGGGGCACUGAUGGUUAAGAGUGGCCUUUUGAACUGUUUGUUGUAACUGACUGGUUUUGCAAACGUACAGCAGGAGAGUCUGCUAGCGGUUCCCCAUUUCCCGCAUCAAGCAAUAACCUGUCUCUUGCAUUGGAAAUAAUAUCUCUUCCACGUUUUCUCACCCCCCUACCGCUGACUUUCCAUUGACCUCAGAGCUAGUGCCAUGCACCAUUUGUAGCCGUGACUGGGCACCAUGUUUUGUGCCCAACUGUGACCCUUUCUUUUGUAGGCCUUUCACAAGGAUGACUUGUACCAAGGGAACAAUAAAUUAUUUUUUAUGAUAUAA
Molecule: messenger RNA, 3053 nt
Organism: Sphaerodactylus townsendi
Lineage: Eukaryota; Metazoa; Chordata; Lepidosauria; Squamata; Sphaerodactylidae
Gene: SPINDOC
Product: spindlin interactor and repressor of chromatin binding
Exons: 9
Coding region: 926-2110 (394 amino acids)
Biological process (GO): negative regulation of DNA-templated transcription
Source: RefSeq, a predicted model, not a curated record